Molecule: messenger RNA, 1412 nt
Organism: Galeopterus variegatus (Sunda flying lemur)
Lineage: Eukaryota; Metazoa; Chordata; Mammalia; Dermoptera; Cynocephalidae
Product: leucine-rich repeat-containing protein 16A
Exons: 16
Coding region: 84-1412 (442 amino acids)
Biological process (GO): regulation of Arp2/3 complex-mediated actin nucleation; cell migration
Cellular component (GO): lamellipodium; plasma membrane
Source: RefSeq, a predicted model, not a curated record
AAAAAAUCAAGGGCUUCGGGGGAAGGAGGGGGCUCGUAAAUCAGAGUUGGACCUGCAGUGCCCCCGACACCUAGAGGGCAACCAUGACCGACGAGAGCUCCGACGUUCCCAGGGAGUUGAUAGAAAGCAUAAAGGAUGUUAUUGGCAGAAAGAUAAAAAUUGCAGUGAAGAAGAAAAUAAAGUUGGAAGUUAAGGGAGACAAAGUAGAAAACAAAGUGCUGGUGCUGACAUCAUGCCGGGCCUUCCUCGUGUCAGCGCGAAUCCCCACCAAGCUCGAGUUAACCUUCAGCUACUUGGAGAUUCAUGGCGUCGUCUGCAGCAAGCCUUCUCAGAUGGUCGUGGAAACUGAGAAGUGCAGCAUCUCCAUGAAGAUGGCGUCGCCCGAGGACGUGAGUGAAGUGCUGGCUCACAUCGGCACCUGCCUGCGGAAGAUAUUUCCUGGCCUCUCUCCAGUGAGAAUCAUGAAAAAGGUCUCCAUGGAACCAUCUGAACGCCUGGCCAGUCUCCAGGCUCUGUGGGACAGCCAGACCGUGGCGGAGCAGGGACCCUGUGGUGGAUUUUCUCAGAUGUAUGCUUGUGUUUGUGACUGGCUUGGAUUUUCAUACAGGGAAGAAGUACAAUGGGAUGUGGAUACAAUUUAUCUGACACAAGACACCAGGGAAUUGAAUUUACAAGACUUUAGUCAUCUUGACCACAGGGACCUAAUACCUAUCAUUGCUGCUCUGGAGUACAAUCAGUGGUUCACAAAGCUGUCCUCUAAGGAUCUGAAACUGUCCACUGAUGUCUGUGAACAGAUCUUGAGGGUGGUGAGUAGGUCCAAUCGGCUGGAAGAAUUGGUGUUGGAAAAUGCUGGACUUAGAACAGAUUUUGCACAAAAACUGGCCAGUGCUCUAGCGCAUAAUCCCCACUCAGGACUCCACACGAUUAACCUUGCUGGCAACCCACUGGAAGACAGAGGUGUUGCCUCUUUAAGUAUUCAAUUUGCCAAACUCCCAAAGGGAUUAAAGAAUUUAAAUUUAUCUAAAACCUCAUUAUCGCCUAAAGGGGUGAAUAGCCUUUCUCAGUCACUCAGUGCCAACCCAUUGACCGCCUCCACCCUUAUCCAUCUAGAUCUCUCAGGGAACAUCCUCCGAGGAGAUGACCUCUCGCACAUGUACAAUUUUUUGGCCCAGCCAAAUGCCAUUGCUCAUCUGGAUUUAUCCAAUACAGAAUGUUCCCUGGACAUGGUUUGUGGAGCUCUUCUCCGUGGAUGCCUUCAAUAUUUAGCUGUGCUCAAUCUCUCCAGAACUGUCUUCUCUCACCGGAAAGGGAAAGAAGUACCCCCGUCUUUCAAGCAGUUUUUUAGUAGUUCUCUGGCUUUGAUGCAGAUCAACCUUUCAGGCACAAAACUGUCUCCUGAACCCUUGAAGUGA